UUUAUGAAUUUGCUAAUUUUAUCAUAUUUAGGCUAUAUAAUCUUGGCCCUAAUAGCCUAUUUAGUGAUUGCUCCAAUUCCAAAGCUCUUAUACUUUAAGAUUAAAUACGGAUCAGCUGUUGAUAUUUAUUAUUUUCCUUUCAUUGGAUUAAUAGGACAAAUUGUUAUAGAUUUGAUAUUUAGACAAGAUGCUUUCUAUUCCUAAAAAAGAUAUGCUAUAAAGAAUAAGAAACUUAAAUUACACAUAUCAAAUGAUUUAAAAGGUGGAGUUCACUUCUCCUUGGUUGAUCCUAAACUAAAGAAGUUAGUCUUUUUUGAUUAAGAAUCUUAUAAAAAGAUGGAAGGCAUGCCUUUUGCUGAUACAUUUAUAGAUUAGGGAUUACUUUUCUAAAAUGGAAAGAGUUGGCAUAAUUCAAGAACUAUGUUGACUAAACAUUUUACAUAUUAAGAUUUAUUAGCAAUGGUAGAAACAUUAAAAUAAGAGUGCAAAAAACUUGAAUUAAAAGAUGGUCCAAUUGAUAUUCUUGCCUUAUUAAAAUAAUUGACUAGUACAACUAUUACAAAAGCCUUUUUUGGAAGUGAUAAUAAUACUAUAUCAGAUUUGGGUGUUGAAGUCAACAAGAAUAUGGAAAAGAUGAUGUUAUUCUUUUUAAAUCCAUUAAUAGUUUUGAGAUGUUUUGCAUUAAAACUAAAUAAAACAACUACUCCUUCAUUUUUAUUAUCAUCAAGUGAAAAAGCAUUUCUUAGAGAAUUGUAAGCUUAAAAAUAAAGAAUUACUGCUGAAAUAGAUGGUGGAAUAAAAAAAAUUAAAGAAAAUUAACCUCUUUAAGAUAAUAUAUUAAACACUAUGUGUAAAGAGAUUGUGAAUAAUAAUAUAACGAAGGAAGAAGCUAUACAUUAGUAUUUCACUUUGUUAAUUGCAGGCAUAGAUUCUACAAGUCAUGUUGUUAAAAACUUUUGUUAUGCAUUAGCCCUUUAUCCAGAAGUAUAAAAUAGACUUAGAGAAGAUAUUGUUAAGAGUAUACCAUAAUUUGAUGGUUUAAAACCAUCAUAACUUGGUUAAUUGAAAAUGUUAGACAACUUUAUUAAUGAAGCUUAUAGACAUUUUACUGCAGUUCCUUCACUUUUCAAUAGAGUUGCUCUUAAGGAUGUUUAAUUAGGAGAAUUCACAAUCUAAAAAGGAUAGAGUAUGGAUUUAAAUAUGAUGAUGAGUCAUUUUGAUCCAUCACUUUAUGAAAACCCACUUAAAUUUGAUAUUGAUAGAUGGAAUUCCCCAUUAUUAGAUCCAUAUUCAUUCACACCAUUUUCAGCUGGUCCUAGAAAUUGUAUUGGAUAGCACUUAGCCACUUUAGAGAUGAAAACCUUGCUUGUCUAUUUGUUACUCAAUUAUAAUCUAGAACUUAAUAGUGGUAAGAUUUAAUUGGGUUUAGCAAAUAUGUAUGGUCCAACAAGAACAGAUUUCUUAGUAUUGAAAAAUAUUAAUAAAUAAUUAUGAGUUCAAAUCCUUAUUUUUUGAUUCUUCAUCAUUAAUAUGAAUAAGCUCUCCAAUUAUUGGUUAGUGAUGAUUAUGAAACGCUUGUCACCAAAUCUUUAGCUCAAUAUUAUCUUGGGAAAUAUGAGGAUGCAUUACUCACAUUAGACAAAGCAAUCUAACUCAGUUCUAAUAGGUUUGAAGCCUAUUAUAGAAAAGGUACCAUCUAUUAUGUAUCUAGGAUUGAUCAACUUUAUAAGUGGAAAGAUCUAAUAAGCAUAAUUAGAUCUAUAAAAAAGCUUUGAACUCAAUCCAAAACAUAAGGAAACAUAAUAAUAACUUUUGAAAUGUGAACUAGAACUUAAGAAUACUAAACUUAUCUAAACAGCUUAAGAAAAGUAAACUAAAAUAUUAUUUCUAGAAUAAUCUAAUAAUUAAAAGAAGUUCCAUAGAAUGUAGAAGCCUAAAGAACUGAUAUUUAUUCAGCCUCAGGAAAAUUAAUGUAUAAAUGGUAUCAAACAGAUUUAAAAGUUGGAAUCGAAAUACACCAUGCGUUACCAAAUAGUGGUGAUUUAAAAUAUUAGUUUGAAAAAGAAAAGUAUUGAAUAAAACAAAAAUUUAGAUUAUAAUUAUCAUUUCCAAUUGAAAAGGGAAAUAACUUUGAACUUGAUUUAGAUUUAUUUGCUGAAAUUAUUCCAGAAACUAGUAAAGCUAAAGUUGGAUUAAAUUCAAUCGAAAUUAUAAUGGAUAAAAAAGAUAAAACAUUGAAUUGGAGUAACUUAUAGAAAAAAGUUGAAGAAUAAUAAUAAAUUCCAGUAUUGGAAUAAGCAUCAUACCCUACUUCAUCAAAAAAAAAGAAAGAUUGGAGUAAAAUAGACAAAGAAAUCGAAGAAGACAUUAAUAAGCAUAAGGAAGAAUAUGGUGAAGAUCCCUUAAAUAGUUUAUUUAAAUAAAUUUAUUAAAAUGGAGAUGAGAAUACAAGAAGAGCAAUGAUAAAAUCAAUGUAAACUUCUGGAGGAACAGUAUUGUAAUAAAAUGAUUAUAAUUUUAUAUAGAUCAACUAAUUGGGAUGAAGUUAAAGCUAAAGAUUAUGAAAGAAAGGAUAGACCCUCACCACCAAAAGGAUAAGAAUAUAAAAAGUUAGGAUGAGUUAUUAUUAAUAAAAAAUUAUUUUAAUA
Messenger RNA from Paramecium sonneborni, 2648 nucleotides. The record is from the annotation of a GenBank genome assembly. NCBI's taxonomy places the organism in Eukaryota, Ciliophora, Oligohymenophorea, Peniculida, Parameciidae.